Molecule: messenger RNA, 2408 nt
Organism: Callorhinus ursinus (northern fur seal)
Lineage: Eukaryota; Metazoa; Chordata; Mammalia; Carnivora; Otariidae
Gene: NUCB1
Product: nucleobindin 1
Cellular component (GO): extracellular exosome; endoplasmic reticulum-Golgi intermediate compartment
Molecular function (GO): calcium ion binding
Source: RefSeq, a predicted model, not a curated record
GGAAAUGCGGCGUCUAGCGGUAGAGCUUCCGAGAAAGGAGGAGAGGCUUUCGAGAACAGACCAGCGACUCCGGCAAGGGGCGGGCCGCUAGACAGGGACCCAGGAGCCUGGAGCCAGCGCGGACCAAUCAGGCCCCGGAGGGCGAGUCCUCUGCGGGAAAGUGGGCGUGGCCUAGGGGGGAAAUCACCCGAACGCGCCGGAGGUCCCAGCCCGGGAAAACGCCCUCUGCGGUGAAGGAAAGGCCACGCCGCCAUGCCUUCCUCUGGGCCCCGCGCAGCCCUCCUCCUCCUGCUGUCACCGCUGCUGCUGCUGCGCGCUGUUCUGGCCGUGCCCCUGGAGCGGGGGGCGCCCAAACAGGAGACCCCCGCGACCGAGAGCCCCGACACAGGCCUGUACUACCACCGGUACCUCCAGGAAGUCAUCAACGUGCUGGAGACCGAUGGGCAUUUCCGCGAGAAGCUGCAGGCUGCCAACGCUGAGGACAUCAAGAGUGGAAAGCUGAGCCGGGAGCUGGACUUUGUCAGCCACCAUGUCCGCACCAAGCUGGACGAGCUCAAGCGGCAGGAGGUGUCCCGGCUGCGGAUGCUGCUCAAGGCCAAGAUGGAUGCAGAACAGGAGCCCAAUGUACAGUUGGAUCACCUGAGCCUCCUGAAGCAGUUUGAACACCUGGACCCUCAGAAUCAGCACACCUUUGAGGCCCGGGACCUGGAGCUGCUGAUCCAGACGGCCACCCGGGACCUUGCCCAGUAUGACGCGGCCCAUCAUGAAGAGUUCAAACGCUACGAGAUGCUCAAGGAACAUGAGAGACGCCGUUACCUGGAGUCACUGGGAGAGGAGCAGCGAAAGGAGGCAGAGAGGAAGCUGGAAGAACAACAGCGCCGGCACCGAGAGCACCCCAAAGUCAAUGUACCUGGCAGCCAAGCCCAGUUGAAGGAGGUGUGGGAGGAGCUGGAUGGAUUGGACCCCAACAGGUUUAACCCCAAGACCUUCUUCAUACUGCAUGAUAUCAACAGUGAUGGGGUCCUGGAUGAACAGGAGCUGGAGGCCCUCUUCACCAAGGAGCUGGAGAAGGUGUAUGACCCAAAGAAUGAAGAAGAUGAUAUGCGGGAGAUGGAGGAGGAGCGGCUUCGCAUGAGGGAGCACGUGAUGAAGAAUGUGGAUACCAACCAGGACCGCCUCGUGACCCUGGAGGAGUUCCUCACAUCCACCCAGAGGAAGGAAUUUGGGGACACCGGGGAGGGCUGGGAGACAGUGGAGAUGCACCCUGCCUACACGGAGGAUGAACUAAGGCGUUUUGAGGAGGAACUGGCCGCCCGGGAGGCAGAGCUGAAUGCCAAGGCGCAGCGCCUCAGCCAGGAGACUGAGGCCCUGGGGCGCUCUCAGGGCCGCCUGGAGGCCCAGAAGAGAGAGCUGCAGCAGGCCGUUCUGCAGAUGGAACAAAGGAAACAGCAGCAGCAAGGCCAGAACAGCCCAGCCCCUGGUCCCGAGGGACAGCUGCAGUUCCACGCAGACGCAGACGAUGCACCUGUCCCAGCUCCAGCUGGUGACCAGAAGGACGUAGACCCUUCAGAAAAGAAGGCUCCUGAUCAGCCCCCUGAGCUGCCCCAGUUGGACACCCAACCCCUGUGAUCCUCCUGGGGACCCCCGCUCACUCUGGGUUCCUACGGGGGCAGCGGGUGGGAGCAGGAUGAGGAGUCGACAUCAACCUCCUCUGGGCGCCAGCGACUUGUGUGGCCACGUGGGGGAGGGGAGGGCCGGGUGGCCCUUCACACAUUGCCCCCGAGCCCCGCAUCUGCCACCUCAGCUUCCACAGCCUCCCGGUCUGUGGCCCCUUCUUCCGGAUCCUCUCCAGCGGGCUGCCUUCUCAAGUCUAGUUGGGCCCUCACUGGGUCACCCUAACUUAGGGAAGUCCUCUCCCUCCCGAGAAGGUUCUGCCUUGUGCCCACCUCCCCAGAUGGUUUGGCCUCAGCUGCCCAGGUCGCGGCUACUCGGGCAUCCUGCAUCCACCCCCACAGCUGCUGGAAUUCUGCCUGCUGCCCGGCUUCUGCCAGUUGAUGAGGCUUGGGUGGUCCCUCGAGAGGGCCACCGGUGCCUCAAGGGCAGUGUCUUCCCCGUGGCUGGCUGCGAGGGACAGCAGAGUCGUCAGUUGUCAGCACAGCUGAUUAGCACUGAUCCCAGGAACCCAGACUCUCCCUGACUCCUGGCUUCCGGCUGCCUCAGCCUCCACCCUGACUGCUUGGCUUACAGCCCCAGAAGGGUCCCCAAGCCAACCCUGCCCCAGGAUCGGGUUCCAGCCCCUCAGCCUCAUGUGGGAGCCCCACCCCCACCCCCUUCUGGCCUUCUCACACCCGUCGGCUCCAAGUUCUGCUCUGUACUCCAGUUCCAUCCAAAUACACCUUCUGGAACAA